AUGGGUUUCCUCACAAACUUCAUCACCAAGAAGGAGGCUACCGUCGCCGUCACCAGCACCGCCGAACCCGGCACGGUCGGCAAUGUCAAUGUCCUCACCGACAAGGACGAGAUCCCCCUCGAAGACACCGCCAGCGCCGACGACAAGAAGGCUCUGGGAUUAGAAGAGGGUAACGGGGAGCCGGACUUUGAAGGAAGUGUGGUGAACGAGGACAAAAUCGAUGAAGACGCGCAGCCAGGUGUCAAGACUGCUCAGGCGACCACCUUGUCCUGGUCCAGAACGUCUCUGGUCAUCCUCUACGUCUCCAUGUUCCUCCUCUACUUUGUCAACGCCUUCCAGUCAUCAAUCACCGGCAACUUGACCGCCUAUGUCACGUCUGGCUUCUCUGCCCACUCCCUCAUCCCCGUCAUCAGCAUCGUCUCCAACGUCAUGAGCGCUGCCACAUACAUGCCUCUCGCCAAGGCCUUGAACCUCUGGGACCGUGUCUGGGGAUUCAUCAUCAUGGCCGGUCUUGCCACCAUCGGUCUUAUCCUCAGUGCUACGUGUAACAAUAUUGCCGUGUACUGUGCUUCUCAAGUGUUCUACGGUAUCGGAUUUGUAGGCAUGAUCUUUUCCAUCGACGUCAUCACCGCCGACACUUCCCGUCUUCGCGACAGAGGUCUCGCCUACGCCCUCACCUCUUCCCCCUACAUCAUCACUGCCUUUGCCGGUUCAGCGGCAUCCGAGCACUUUUACGACAGCAACUGGCGAUGGGCUUUCGGUUGCUUCGCCAUUGUCCUUCCUGUUGUCGCUACGCCUUUGAUCUGGGUGCUCUGGCACAACAAGCGAAAGGCCAAGGCUGCUGGCAUGAUUCAGAGGGUCUCAAGCGGGAGGACGCCUUGGCAGAGCGCCAAGUACUACUUCAUCGAGUUUGAUGUCAUUGGCGUUUUCCUCAUCGCCGCCGGUCUCGUCCUCUUCCUCCUCCCCUUCUCUAUCGCUUCUUCCGAGGCCGACGAGUGGCGCAGUGCUUCGGUCAUCGUCCUUCUUGUCUUUGGCGUUCUCUGUCUCGCCGGCUUUGUCGUCUCUCAGCGUUGGCUCUCUCCCAAGCCCUUCGUCCCAUGGCGUCUCCUCACCAAUCGCUCCGUCAUCGGCGCCUGCAUGCUCGACUUCUUCUACCAGAUCGCCUACUACUGCUGGUACUCCUACUUCACCUCCUAUCUGCAAGUCGUCUUCAACACCUCCAUUUCCGUCGCCGGCUACGUCUCUUCCAUCUUUGACGUCGUCUCUGGUGUCUGGCUCAUCAUCGUUGGUCUCCUCAUCCGAAAGACUGGCUACCACCGAUGGCUUCUCAUGAUCUCGGUGCCCCUCUUCAUCCUCGGCGAGGGUCUCAUGAUUCACUUCCGAAAGCCCGGAGGCCACUUUGGCUACAUUAUCAUGUGCCAGAUCUUCAUUGCUUUCGGUGGUGGUACCAUCACCAUCUGCGAGCAGCUCGCCGUCCUCGCCGCUGCUUCUCACAACGACGCCGCCGCUGUCCUCGCCCUUCUCGGUCUCUUCGGCUACACCGGUGGCGCCGUCGGCAACUCCAUCUCUGGCGCCAUCUGGACCCACACCUUCCCCGAGGCCCUCCAAAAGUACCUCCCCACCGAUGCUCUCGCAGACUGGGAAGAAAUCUAUGAAGAUCUUGAGGUGCAGCUCGGGUAUGAGUGGGGCUCGGAGACGAGGACGGCGAUUAUCGAUGCGUAUGCGGAUGCGCAGACGAGGAUGUUGAUUGCGGGUACGGUGUCGAUGGCGAUUGCGUGGAUCUUUGUGUUUGUGAUCAAGAACCAGAAGGUGUCGGCGCUCAAGCAGACCAAGGGGUUGUUGUUCUAG
Messenger RNA from Cryptococcus wingfieldii CBS 7118, 1848 nucleotides. RefSeq names its product siderophore iron transporter MirB. NCBI's taxonomy places the organism in Eukaryota, Fungi, Basidiomycota, Tremellomycetes, Tremellales, Cryptococcaceae. The transcript has 4 exons. The record is from RefSeq and is a predicted model, not a curated record. Gene Ontology annotation, molecular function: transmembrane transporter activity. Bases 1 to 1848 code for a protein of 615 amino acids. Gene Ontology annotation, biological process: transmembrane transport.